Daldinia caldariorum is the source of this 1623-nucleotide messenger RNA. Its product is annotated as cytochrome P450. Bases 1 to 1623 code for a protein of 540 amino acids. Lineage: Eukaryota; Fungi; Ascomycota; Sordariomycetes; Xylariales; Hypoxylaceae. Gene Ontology annotation, molecular function: monooxygenase activity; oxidoreductase activity, acting on paired donors, with incorporation or reduction of molecular oxygen; heme binding. The record is from RefSeq and is a predicted model, not a curated record. The transcript is spliced from 5 exons.
AUGGAUUUUUUAUCGCUUUAUGAGCUUAGGAGUCCGUACCUGUUUUCGUAUCUUCUCCUUUUCUUAGCCGUUGCAAUCAUCGCCGUAGUUGUCUACCGACUUACCUUCCACCCGCUUGCUCGUUUCCCUGGGCCUGUCUUGGCUGCUUCUACAGGAUUAUACGAAGCGUAUUAUCAGUGUAUCAAGGAUGGCGGCGGGAGAUACUGGGUUGAGAUCGAGAAGAUGCACCGGCGUUAUGGUCCCAUCGUUCGCAUAAACCCGCGGGAAGUACACAUCGCGGACCCAAACUGGAACGCCGUAUACAAAUACUCGGCGAAGGCGUCGAAGCCGCGAUGGUUCUACUUCCGCUUCUUCGGCAAGUUCCCGAGCACCAACGUCGCCGAAUCGCAUGCGCUGCACCAGCUUCGCCGGGGGCCGUUGCAGGUAUAUUUCGCCUCCACCAACAUCCAGCAGUAUAUGCCCACGAUCGUGGCCCAAGUCGAUAAGCUCUGUGCCCGCCUCCGUGCCGCCGACGGCUGCGUCGUUAGCUUAAGCGAUGCAUUCCGGUGCCUCGCCACCGACGUAGCGACCGGGUUCGCAUUCGGCGCCCCCUUUGGCCAUCUCGACGAGCCGACGUUCGAUCGAGAGUUCAACCUCGCGGUCAAGAUGGUCGUGCGUACCAGCAUGUGGAGUCGGCAUACCUUCGGGCUGCUGUUGCCAAUGCUACAUGGUCUGCCAGAGAGUAUCGCGAAGAAGAUGAAUCCGGCCUUCGGAAGGGUGAAGUGGAUGAGAGAUACUAUGACCAAUUGCGUCCGGCGCUCGAUGAACAAGCCCGAGCCCGCGCCUGGCACGCCCCAUGACAUGAUCCAGACGCUUAUGUCGUCGAACCUGCCGCCGGAGGAAAAGACGUUCCAGCGCCUCUUCUCCGAGACCCGGUCCGUCAUCAUGGCUGGCACCGAGACGACCGCCACCACGCUCGUCUGCAUCACGAGAAACCUGCUCAGCGACCCGGCGAAGCUCCAAAAGCUGCGGGCGGAGUUGGACGCCGCCGAGAAGACCAAGGGAGGCCCGCUCGAGUAUCUGGACCUGCGCGAGCUCCCGUAUAUCACGGGCGUCGUCAACGAAGGCCUGCGCAUGGCCAAUCCGACGCCGAGCCGCCUGCCGAGGGUCUGCGAGGACCAGGACCUAAAGUACAAGCAAUAUGUUAUUCCUAAAGCCACAACCAUAUCGACCACGACCCAAGACACCCACAACGACGCCUCCGUAUUUACGCGACCGUUCGAAUUCAUCCCCGAGCGCUGGGCGGACUCGGACGAGCGGCGACGACUGGGGCGGUACCUGCAGCCGUGGGGGCGCGGCACGAGGCUGUGUCUGGGCAUGGAGCUCGCGAUGACCGAUCUGUACCUCGCCGUGUCGCGGCUCUUCGGGCCGCGCGCGGGCUUCGAUAUGCGGCUGUGGGACACCGUAGACGACGACUGGGUCGCGUACCACGAGUGGUUCGCCGCGUUUCCGAGGGGGCGCGGGCUUAGGGUUAAGCUUGAGUUCGAGUUUGGGCACGGGAAGACGGCUAUGAAGGGUGGAUGUACGAGCAAAAUGGAUAUCAAGACUGGGAGAUGGCGGUCAGAGCUUAAAGAAGCUCGCUGA